AUGGAUACCAUUUCUACACUAUGGGAGCUCGACACCCCCGAGCGAGCGAAUAACUACCCGACCGAUUCCGCAGGUAGCCCUUUUCGCAUCCAAAAUUUCAUUGACAAUGAAUUUGUGGAAAAUACCAAGACAGAUGAAUGGAUUGACACAUUCAACCCACGAACUGGCGAAGUAUUGGCCCAGGUUCAUAAAAGUACGGCAUCCGACGUGGAUCGAGCGGUGGACGCCGCCUCCAGAGCAUUUCCGUCUUGGUCUCGAACUACGAGACAAGAAAGAUCAGAGAUAUUACUGCGGAUUGGCAGCAUCUUGGAGGAGAAGAGAGAGCUUUUUGCAGUGUGGGAGAGCAUUGAUCAAGGAAAAACGCUGGCCCGUGCUAGGAUCGAGGUUGAUCGCGCGAUCUCAAAUUUCCGAUAUUUUGCGACCUACAUCCUUCACGAGGAGGGCGCUGUUCGAUUCGUUGACGGACCAUCCUCGACUUUGACAUACGAGCAUCGAUCACCGGUGGGAGUUUUUGCACUCAUAUCGCCAUGGAAUAUGCCUCUUUAUCUCUUGACAUGGAAAAUUGCACCUUGCCUUGCAUUUGGAUGCACGGGCGUGGCAAAGCCGAGCGAAGUUACAAGCAUAACAGCAUUCUUGCUAGGUGAGGUAUUCCGACAAGCCAAAUUACCCCCCGGGGUAAUGAAUGUCGUCUUUGGAGAUGGACCCGGUGCCGGAUCAACGCUUGUCAAGUCGCCUCGCGUCCGCGGCGUCUCAUUCACGGGCGGCACCAGUACAGGAAUUCGCAUCAGACAAGACACAGUGGCCGAUAUUGGCAAGCACCUCUCACUGGAGCUUGGUGGGAAGAAUCCCACCUUGAUAUUUGAUGACGUCGAUCUGGCCAAGGCAGUACCUCUGGCUGCUCAAGCAUCUUUUGAAAACAGCGGCCAAAUAUGUCUAUGUGGCUCACGGAUCUAUGUUCAUCGCAAAAUCUACGAGACGUUCCUAUCUGAAUUCGUGGAAUACGUUCAAAGGAACUAUCGCUGUGGAGAGACCGUUGGGCCAGUCGUCUCCCGACAGCACUAUGCCAAGGUUCGGUCUUAUCUGCUCCAGGCCCAAGAGGAGAAUGCAAGGUUCCAUACCGGCGAGCUCCCCGAUGAAGCUCCACAGAAUGGCUAUUGGAUCAAACCGACGGUGCUAGGUGGAGUCCGCACAGACAGUCGGGUGAUGCGCGAAGAAAUCUUCGGACCCGUCGUCACUGUGUGCCCAUUUGAGACGGAGGAAGAGGCCAUUGAGCUCGCAAAUGACAAUCCGAAUGGACUAGCCAGUGUCCUCAUGACCACUGAUGUAUCGCGGAUGCGCCGAGUCGGGGAACGGAUCGAUGCCGGGCUGGUGUGGGUAAACUGCUGGCUGGUACGCGAGCUUGGAACGGCAUUUGGAGGUAUGAAGGUGUCUGGAACAGGUCGAGAAGGAGGUGCCCAGAGUCGUGAUGUCUUCACCAAUUUGCGGACACUCCAUGUACGGUAA
Messenger RNA from Penicillium cinerascens, 1503 nucleotides. RefSeq names its product aldehyde dehydrogenase. The coding region runs from base 1 to 1503 and encodes 500 amino acids. The transcript has 3 exons. Lineage: Eukaryota; Fungi; Ascomycota; Eurotiomycetes; Eurotiales; Aspergillaceae. The record is from RefSeq and is a predicted model, not a curated record. Gene Ontology annotation, molecular function: oxidoreductase activity, acting on the aldehyde or oxo group of donors, NAD or NADP as acceptor.